Messenger RNA from Symbiodinium sp. CCMP2592, 447 nucleotides. NCBI's taxonomy places the organism in Eukaryota, Dinophyceae, Suessiales, Symbiodiniaceae. The record is from the annotation of a GenBank genome assembly.
AUGGCUCCUGUGCCUGACUCACUGAUUGCUUUCCUGGAAGCUGUCGUGAGUGUACCGCCCCUGAACGAGACAGUUUCGGAACAGAAGGUACCUUCGGUGGAGGAUUUCUUGUCUGAGGAGAAGGUCUUGUCAGUCGACGAAUUCUUGUCCGCAACAGAGGUGCCUUCACCAGAGGACUUCAUCUUCGGAGGACAGGCGGCAGUGUCUGCCGAAGCAGCGCCUGUCCCAAGCACGCAGCAGGUACCAGCAGUGGCUGAGAAGUAUCCCAUCUACCUUUGCAUGUAUGAUAUUUCCCAUGGCUCUGCAGCCCGCUGGUCAAAGAUCAUAUUGGGAACGGAGCUCAAGGCGAUAUGGCACACAGGACUUGAGGUUGUGUGGCCAGACCGAGCAUGUGAGUUUUGGUUUGGGCAGCAUUUCCGAGAGUCCCAGCCAGGGCAGGAGGCUUAG